Brugia malayi is the source of this 483-nucleotide messenger RNA. RefSeq lists its product as uncharacterized. The transcript has 3 exons. The record is from RefSeq and is a predicted model, not a curated record. The coding region runs from base 1 to 483 and encodes 160 amino acids. Lineage: Eukaryota; Metazoa; Nematoda; Chromadorea; Rhabditida; Onchocercidae.
AUGGCUAAAUUUGUACGAAUUCGUCAUUGUUAUCAUCCUAAGUAUUACUAUGCAAGACAGAGUAACAAAUUAUUUUAUCUUUGUUACAAUGAUAAUAGCAUAACAAACGAAACACUAUUUGUUGACGAAGGCUUAAAACUUAAACUACGACGAUAUGGUUACAAAGAUAUAACUUCUGGUUUAACAUCAUUAAGUAAUCUAGCAGUUAUUGAUUACCUUGGACAAAUAAUUACAUUAAAUGAUAUUGACGAUCAGUAUCCAAAAUGGUUUCUGUCAUUAACAAAGGAGGACGCAUUGAAGUCUGAAUCUGAACGCAUGCUAAUUUGCAUUGUUGGAAGCAAAAUUCGUUAUGUGUUGCAAACGACAAUAGCACAAUUUUGCAUCUUUGAAAUUUUAACUCUGUCAUUUCGAAUGACAGUGCAUUUACUACCAAACGAUUUUAAUAAGGUAAUUUAUUUAUUUCGAGUAAUGAGUAAAUCAUAA